Messenger RNA from Tribolium castaneum (red flour beetle), 1548 nucleotides. RefSeq names its product ALG1, chitobiosyldiphosphodolichol beta-mannosyltransferase (gene Alg1). Bases 187 to 1488 code for a protein of 433 amino acids. The record is from RefSeq and is a predicted model, not a curated record. NCBI's taxonomy places the organism in Eukaryota, Metazoa, Arthropoda, Insecta, Coleoptera, Tenebrionidae. Gene Ontology annotation, cellular component: endoplasmic reticulum. Gene Ontology annotation, molecular function: mannosyltransferase activity. The transcript is spliced from 4 exons.
UUAGAAAUGGACUGGAAAUUUAUUUACUCUCAAAAAUAAACAUUAAAAUUCCACAUUUAUUGACAAUAAAACUGUGCAGGAAAUACACCGUUUGUGCUUCGCUUUUCGGUGUAAUUUUGUGUUUUCAAAAACAUUUCACUUGUCACACCCAAUUUACAUUUUUGCCUGAUAAGAAAAAUCGCAGAAAUGGCUAAAACGAGUGACCAGAAAUGUGUGAAAGUGGUGGUUUUAGGGGACUUUGGGCGUAGCCCCAGGAUGCAGUACCACUGCAUGUCCCUGUCAGAGAUGGGGCACCGCGUGGACGUGAUUGCUUACGGAGGAACGGAGCCCCUUGACUCCAUCAAAACAGACCCCUUCAUUUUCUACCACUAUCUGCUCCCAGUGCCCCAACUUCCCAUCAAGCUACUCAAUUACGCAUUUAAGACAGUUAUGCAAGCGAUUAAUUUACUAUUUCUGCUUCUUAUCACGACCAGAUCAGAUAUUUUAAUAAUGCAAAACCCGCCUGCAAUUCCCGCAGUGGUAAUCUGCUGGUUGUACACACGAAUUGUAAAUGCGAAAUUUGUGAUAGAUUGGCAUAACUAUGCUCACACUAUCAUGGCCCUGAGUGUCGGGGAGCGAAACCCUCUGGUUAAAAUUACGAAAAAAGUGGAAGUUGUUGUGGGCCGCAGAGCUGGUCAUAAUUUUUGCGUCACCAAAGCAAUGAGAGACGAUUUGCAAAAAAACUGGAACAUAAAAGCCACAACUUUAUACGACAGGCCGCCUUUAAUAUUUAAACCACUUGAGUUGGAAGAAAAACACAAAUUUUUGUUAGAGUGCGGCAAAAAGUACCAUAAAAUAUUCUUGGACGCCCACGAAAACUCAACGGUUUUUACCGAGAAAACAGAAGAGGGCAUUAAGUUAAAAAGCGAGAGACCGGGAUUGCUAGUUUCCAGUACUAGUUGGACUGAAGAUGAGGAUUUUUCCAUUUUGUUAACAGCCUUACAAGAGUACGAAAAACAGUGUCAUGAAGGCAAUGCAAGAAAUUUGCCCAAAUUGAUUUGUGUGAUAACAGGAAAGGGGCCGUUAAAAGAUUACUAUCUUGACAGAAUUUCCAAACUGACUUGGGAUUACGUUACUAUAAUAACCCCCUGGUUAGAUUCUGAAGACUAUCCAAAAAUUUUAGCUUCAGCAGAUUUGGGAGUCUCUCUUCACACAAGUUCUAGUGGUCUUGACCUUCCCAUGAAAGUGGUCGAUAUGUUUGGUUGUGGUUUACCAGUCUGUGCCUUCGAUUUUAAAUGCUUAAAUGAACUAGUAAAAGACGGAGAAAACAGUUUUAUAUUCAAGUCCCCUGAAGACUUAUCCCGGCACGUGUUAAAUUGGUUUGAAAACUUUCCAAACAACGAGAACCAAAAACGCACUGCGUCAAAAUUCAAGACUGAACUCCAAUCAUUCCAAAACCUGCGAUGGAAGGAAAAUUGGGAACUGGUGGCAUCACCAAUUUUCAAAUAAUUAGAAAAAAACGUUUAUUGAAAAGUUAAACUAUGAAUAAAUUGUACAUUAAACGAGCAA